Tarenaya hassleriana is the source of this 1422-nucleotide messenger RNA. RefSeq lists its product as uncharacterized. The transcript is spliced from 6 exons. The record is from RefSeq and is a predicted model, not a curated record. Lineage: Eukaryota; Viridiplantae; Streptophyta; Magnoliopsida; Brassicales; Cleomaceae. The coding region runs from base 206 to 1228 and encodes 340 amino acids.
CACUCGUUUGGCCGCCGAGAAACUGAGAAGCAGGAAACGUUCAAAACCUUUACAUUUUCUCGAGAAAAAUUAUAUUUUUUUAACGGGAGGAAAACGGAUGAGAAAAUUUUAAAGAUUUGUCCAGUAUCGAUUGUGAGAGAGAGGGAGAUCGGUACAUCCUCUUUAGCUGCGAAACCAUCACGAGCAGCGGAAAUCAUCUGUAUCGAUGGCGGGGAUAGCUUUGGUUUUAGAUCUAUUGAAGAAAUCUCAAAGCUUUAACUCCAAACACAGCCUCCACUCUUCGGCGUUCUCGUCCGCCGCCGCCGCCUCGGCCGCCGCUGUCUCUGUGGCCGCCAGUGCUCCUUUCGCCUCCAGAUUCCUCUUCGGUUCUUUCAAUGCUCCGGUUGCUUAUUGUGAUGCUGCGGCAGCAAUAGGCGAUGAUUAUCUCGCUAGUUUAAGAAGAUUAUCAGCAGAUGUGUUGCAGCAUGACUCGAUUAGGUACACUACCACUAAGGAGUACAAGGUGGAGCCAAAACCACUUUUCUCGGCCUUUGAGUUCAGGGCACUUGCAAUGACAACAUUGAGAUCAUUCUUGCUUUUCUAUUUGCCACUGUUGGAGCCUAAAACCGAAGCAGAGGAUGAUGAUGAUUUCCUAAGGGAUCCCCCAGAACAACGGUCUGUGGAUUUGGUUGUUCCAUUUAAAAAUUCGGUGAAGCAAAUUGCUCGUGAGACUACAGUUGUGACUAUUCGGAGACUCCUUGAAAGGCUGGCUUUGCAUUAUGUCUCACAGCGUAUGGCAUGGAAACUUCUAAAGGAUGUACCUAAGUCGACUCUACGCAAGGCUGAGAGAGGAUUGCUCACUCAUGUCUACAUCUUUAGAGUCAGUAGAACAACUCUAAGAGGACACUGCCUAGGUGUUGCUGCAGCAUGGAUAGUCCAAGUGGGUAUAGAAACAUACCGAUGUCUCUCCCCUUGUAUUAGACGUGUUAGACCCAACAAAGACGAGAAUCCAGAGGAGGAAGAGGACCAGGUCGAGGUUACAGAACAAGCUAAGGUUCUGGGGAAGAAAAUCGCGGGUAUAACAGUUAGAUGCGGUGCUUCACUAGUUUUCGCUGCUAUCGGAGCUGGCAUUUGUGCCUGCAUUAUCCGUCCCUCCACCGGGCAGUGGAUUGGCUGUGCAUUGGGCGACUUGGCUGGUCCGGUCAUUGUUACGAUGUUCUUUGAGACAACUCGUCGGUCUGAUCUCUAAACCCUUCUCGGAAAACACAUCUACACGAUGAUCCAAGAAUCUUGGAACUUGUUUCUUGAUAUUUAACAUUUGUCAUUUGAUGAACUCAGGACCCAUAAUGUAUCUGUUUUUUUAAGACACAAUAAGAUUCGAGUAACUUUCGAACUCAAAUUGUUUGUUAUAAAGAGGAACACAAACAGUUCCGGCUUCAAGCA